UGCACCUUUUCCCUGCUUUCUUCAUCUUACAUCCAUCAUCCAUGGAGCUGUUGAACGGCUCUCUGAGUGUCGUGAUGCAUGUCUUCGUUGCUGCAUUCCUCCUGGUGUACCUGCCCAUCUCGCUCGUGUGGAGACUACUCAGGUGGGCGUUGGUGAGGCCCUUCUUGAAGGAGGACAUGACGGGGAAGGUGGUCCUCAUCACCGGCGCUUCAUCCGGCAUCGGCGAGCAACUAGCUUACGAGUACGCGAAGAGGGGGGCGUCCAUGGCGCUUGCAGCGAGAAGAGAGCGCGCCCUGGAGACCGUCUCCGCGAAGGCCCGGGAGCUGGGCGCCCCGGACGUGCUUGUGAUCGCAGCGGACAUCUCCAACCCUAGCGAGGCCAACCGGGUCGUCCAGGCAACCAUCGGUCGCUUCGGGCAGCUGAACCACCUCGUGUGCAACGCAGGGCUUUGGUGCAGCUGCUUCUUCGAGGAGAUCACCAGCAUCACUGCGUUUACCCAGUUGAUGGAUGUCAACUUCUGGGGUUCCGUCUAUCCGACCUAUUACGCCCUUCCCUUCCUCAAGAACACCCGCGGAAAGAUCGUCGUCAACGCAUCCAUGGCUGGCCGCGUUCCUACACCGAGAAUGUCCUUGUACAACGCAAGCAAGGCGGCGAUGAUCAGGUUCUACGAAACGCUACGGUCGGAGCUCGGGUCCGACGUCCGAAUCACCAUAGUCAACCUCGGUUACGUCGCCUCCGAGCUCACCAAAGGCAAAGCCGUGCAGAAGAACGGCGAAGUAGCAAUCAACCAAGAAGCCAGAGAUAUCCUAGUGGGGCCGCUGCCGAUCGGGAGCACCAAGAAGUGCGCGCAGCUCAUCGUCGGCGGGGCGUGCAGGGGCGACGAGUACAUAAGCUGGCCAUCCUGGUACAAGCCGUUUCACGUCGUCAUGAGCCUGGCGCCGGAGAUCGUCAUCUGGUUCUCCCGUUGCUUCUACUUGGGCAAUCCGGGGAAUGCCUCGAGCGAGCCAUUGAGCAAGCGGAUGCUGAACGUGAAGGGGCUCAAGAGAUUUCUUUACCCAGCUUCUGUUCUAUCUCCGGGCAGCGUCGUGGAUGAGAUCCAUGCAUGAACGAAGACGGACAAUGGAAGCUUAUUAUUGAGUGCACGUCAGACCGCUAUAAAGAUUCCCACCAACCCUGUGAGAAAGAAACAAGAUGAAAAUAGAAGAGGGAAAAAGGAUUUCCAGCCAUUCAUGCAAGCAGUGGAUGUGAGCGUCCUUC
This is a messenger RNA of Musa acuminata AAA Group (dessert banana), 1257 nucleotides long. Its product is annotated as 11-beta-hydroxysteroid dehydrogenase 1A-like. Gene Ontology annotation, molecular function: oxidoreductase activity. Bases 42 to 1106 code for a protein of 354 amino acids. The record is from RefSeq and is a predicted model, not a curated record. Lineage: Eukaryota; Viridiplantae; Streptophyta; Magnoliopsida; Zingiberales; Musaceae. The transcript is spliced from 7 exons. Gene Ontology annotation, cellular component: cytosol.